CGAGUAAUAAUAUGUUCCAUCUUCUAUUUUUCAGGAAAUCCAGCUAACGAAAUUGUCAAUUUAAUAAACACGAAUCGCACAGCAAUCAAGCUACCGAAACUCCACGACAGUCCCGGACUUGGUUGCAUGGCUUUGCAGUAUAUAUCAGAGUGCCUGGGCAACUGCAGCAAUAAUAACACGGUGAACUGUAAUCCGCCUGAAAUCGACAUUACCGAAGUUUAUGCUCCCAAUUGCGGGGUAGAGUUGCCGACGCUCGACACUAUAUCCGGCCGUCUCGUGGCGUGUCAGCAAAAGUAUCUUCAAGCAGAGGAACCAUUCUUACCCAUUCUUUUCCGGGACAAGAGAACACUCUCACUUCUCCACAGCAAAGAGCACACUGAAGUCGGAGUGGGGUUUAACAGAGCGCAUCAUGGGGCAUUCUUCUGGUGUGUUUUGUUUAGCAGCGGGAGAACUAACUCGACUUUCGUACUCGAAAGUGGAAGCGGGAUUGCACAGAGAAGCGGCUGUUCUAGCGGAGCGAAUGUUCAGUGCAGUGCAGGAACAAAGUUCUUGCUGAUAGGACCAUCUGUUGUAAUCACAUUUUCUAUUACACUUCACUACAUUACUGCUGUGAUAGUGUUUUAGGGAGAGAGUAGAAAUGUUAAGGCCAAAUUAGGCUUUAUCUUAGGUACUUUUGAGGCCAAUUUUUGGGUGUCUUCCAAUUUGAAGUAAAACAUUGUAACUUCCACUUUUGUCCAUGCAGUUUGCUAAGCUGAGUUAAACAUACAAUAGAUUGUUGCUUCGCGUGACGUAAUUGUUAUAUUUGUUGAAUAGUGAAUUCAUUUGUAUUUUCUGUACUGUGGAACUUUUAUUUUUCCCUGUUACAAAAGUAGGCAUAACAAUUGCUUCUCAGAACAGUUGGCUGCUUGGCUUUCUUUUCUCAAAUAGGUGUAUAAUGAACUUUGAUAAAUAGUUAUGGUGAAUAUUAUCAUACAUGAUCAUCUGAAGCUGUAAAUAUAAA
This is a messenger RNA of Ananas comosus (pineapple), 1000 nucleotides long. RefSeq lists its product as uncharacterized. Lineage: Eukaryota; Viridiplantae; Streptophyta; Magnoliopsida; Poales; Bromeliaceae. The record is from RefSeq and is a predicted model, not a curated record. The annotation marks the transcript as partial. The transcript has a single exon.